Molecule: messenger RNA, 1243 nt
Organism: Desarmillaria tabescens
Lineage: Eukaryota; Fungi; Basidiomycota; Agaricomycetes; Agaricales; Physalacriaceae
Product: CobW domain-containing protein
Exons: 7
Coding region: 52-1167 (371 amino acids)
Cellular component (GO): cytoplasm
Source: RefSeq, a predicted model, not a curated record
UUUUAUUACAAACACAAGCCUUCUUCCGUCUUCCACCAUCUGCCACCUACCAUGGACCUCGACGACGAGAUACCGAUGCUUGUUGAGCACGAUAACAACAAGGUACCGCUAACAAUUAUCUGUGGAUUUCUAGGCGCAGGAAAAUCGACGUUGCUCAAGCGGAUCUUAACCGAACGGCAUGGAUAUCGUAUCGCUGUCAUUAUGAAUGAAUUUGGAGACACCGCUGAUAUUGAAGCAAAAACCAUCAACGUAUCUUCCCCCGACGACCCAACUGCCGAAGCCUCGGAAGAGUUUCUCGAGCUAGCGAACGGGUGUCUCUGCUGCAGCAUCAAAGACGUAGGCAUCGCAGCCAUCGAGAAGUUGAUGCAGCGCAAGGGUGCCUUUGACUACAUAUUGCUGGAAACGACUGGGCUAGCCGACCCUGGUCCGAUUGCGUCCAUGUUCUGGCAAAAUGAGGAAUUUGCUUUAGGAGUGGGCAAGGAUAUUGUGCUUGAUGGUGUUGUAUGCGUGGUGGAUGCUUGCUUUGGCCAGAAACAAAUGGAGGAAGACACCACUGAAGACGAAGUUGGAGAAAGUAUACGGCAAAUUGCGGGAUCCGACGUCAUCCUUCUAAAUAAAAUUGACUUGGUCAAAUCUACCGAAAUCACUCACGUCGAAUCCACCGUACGCCGAAUCAACCCAGCAGCGCCUUUGUACAAAACCGUGCGAGGUCAGGUUGAUGUGGGGAGUAUUGUAAACAUCGAAGCAUAUUCUACUCGUCCCAAGUUCCCUAUUCAUGAACAUGACCACAGCGUCAAUCAUGCCGACCAUGAUCAUCCCGAGCAAACCCAUUACGAACUCCGGGGAAUUUCGAGUAUUCAGGUGACUUGCCCUACACUCAGCCAGGAGAAAAUGGAUAAGUUAGAUGCCUGGAUUCGCUCGGUGCUGUGGGAGAAUCGACUCCCUGAAGGGACCCAGUCUUCGGAGCUUCAAGUUUUGCGUUGCAAAGGACUUGUCAUGACCGAUACGGGUGAUCAAUAUGUGUUGCAGGGUGUUCGGAGUAUGUACGAUAUGUCGCGAGUAGAGGAGGAAGUCGUCGGUGUUCCUGAGCAGGGGAAGCUUGUGUUCAUUGGGAAAGGAUUAGAUUCUGUUGUUAGAAAGAGCCUUGAGGGCAUCGUACUAAAUUGACGAACUAGUACUUUAAAUUUUUAAUGAUGUACACAGCCACAUCAUUUACAUCAUUUACAUCUUUUCCUACUCCGUC